Messenger RNA from Orycteropus afer afer, 835 nucleotides. It is a transcript of the gene DDIT3, whose product is annotated as DNA damage inducible transcript 3. Gene Ontology annotation, cellular component: CHOP-ATF3 complex; cytoplasm; CHOP-ATF4 complex. NCBI's taxonomy places the organism in Eukaryota, Metazoa, Chordata, Mammalia, Tubulidentata, Orycteropodidae. Gene Ontology annotation, biological process: negative regulation of transcription by RNA polymerase II; positive regulation of intrinsic apoptotic signaling pathway; ER overload response. The record is from RefSeq and is a predicted model, not a curated record. Gene Ontology annotation, molecular function: RNA polymerase II cis-regulatory region sequence-specific DNA binding; protein heterodimerization activity; transcription factor binding.
GUUUGCUAAUCUCUGGUAUAGACUGUUUUGGCUGUUUUGUGGACAUUGUUCUAUGUACCUCAACUAUUCUAAAUGUGAACUUUUCCAGAGCCUGGUCUAGCUGCAGAGAUGGAAGCUGAGUCAUUGCCUUUCUCCUUUGGGACACUGUCCAGCUGGGAGCUGGAAGCCUGGUAUGAGGACCUGCAAGAGGUCUUGUCCUCAGAUGAAAAUGGGGGGACCUAUGUCUCACCCCCGGGACAUGAGGAGGAAGAAUCAAAAACCUUUACGACUCUUGACCCUGCCUCUCUGGCUUGGCUGACUGAGGAGCCAGGGCCAGCAGAGGUCACAAGCACUUCACAGAGCCCUCAGUCUCCAGAUUCCAGUCAGAGCUCACUGGCUCAGGAGGAAGAAGAGGAAGAGCAAAGAAGACCGAGGAAACGGAAACACAGUGGCCAGUCCCCAGCUCGGGCUGGGAAGCACCGCAUGAAGGAGAAAGAACAGGAGAAUGAAAGGAAAGUAGCACAGCUAGCUGAAGAGAAUGAACGACUCAAGCAGGAAAUUGAGCGCCUGACCGGGGAAGUAGAGGCAACUCGUCGAGCCCUGAUUGACCGAAUGGUUAAUCUACAUCAAGCAUGAACAUUUGGGACCAUCAUUUCUCCCUUAGGCCACUACCUACUUUUCCCAAAAGUGGCCACUGAUGACCUUCUCACCAGUGCCAAUGUGACCUUCAACCCCUCGUAUUCAGUAGUAGGGAGGGUUUAAGGUAGAUAAAAGGAAACAGUCUCAGCUUUGUGUAUAGAGAUUGUACAUUUAUUUAUUACUGUCUAUAUCCAUUAAAGUGACUUUCUGUGACCCA